CGGCAAACGCGCGCGUGACUUUACAUUCAGCCUAGUUUUGUUAGUAAAAUAUUUAUUGUUAUCUGUGAAGCUAAAUAAAUCGUGACUUAAUUUCAAAAUAAAUUUGAAUUUAUUAAGUGGAUUGUAAAAAUUAAAUUGGACUAUAAGUGAGAAUUUAAAGUGCCGUGUGUUUCAAAUUUAUCCUUUGCCGGUAAUAUUCAAAUGGCUAAACAAGAAUGUAUCACCGCAGGAGGAAGAAAAUGAGGCAAUUCAUCAUCAGCGCCCUCCUCCUGCUGAGCUGGCCAGCAUUAUCCCACACCAAGUCCAUCAUCUCCACGCAGACAUCCACCAAGUAUGGAGAGGACAACAUCGACAACAGCAUCAUUGACUUUGACGAGGAGUUCUCUCUCAAGUACAACAAGAAAUAUGGAAUGAUCCCAUGGAACUCCAAUGAGAACUUCAACAAAGAAUCACAUAGAUAUACCAUAGUUAAGGACUUUGAUAAGAAAGUAGAUAGUAAUAGGAAUAAAACUGAAACCAAAUUAGACGCAACGUCGACCACAGAUUAUAGUGUCAUACCAUUAGAACUGUUAAGUACAACAGAGAAUGCUUUUGUAAGUAUAUUUGAGAGUACAAUCGAGCCCGACCUGACAGUGAUACCAUUAUCCACCACGAGAAAAACGCCUAAACUUAUAAUCGAGCAGACGGUGACGCUGCCCAGCUCAACGCCGGAGACAGAAUCUUCAACUUAUUAUAGUGACGAUGAAACUACAACAGUUACAGAGACUCCCAUCACAGAGAGAUAUACAAACAAACAAGAAGAUUCUGAAACAACAACACCAGCAUACGAUACUACCACUGACAUCACGGAGCAGAGCACUUCGUAUCCUUACACGAACGUAACUGAAGUAAACUUGGAAACAUCAACAAUAACUGUGUCUAAUACAACAAAAAGCGCAAAUCUAAGCAGAGUGGACUUGAGUUCUGAGGAAGAAGAAUCAGACGUACCAAUAUUUACAGAAUUAGACACAGAAGUACAAGAAGAAGUACCAGAAGAUUAUUAUGAUUCUAAGGAUGUUGUUCCUACAACUGUGCCGAAGACGGAUGCUUUGUCUGUGAUCUUUGGGCUCGCUGGCAGUGUGGUGGAGAGUGUAGUGGAGAGUGUGGCAGAGAGAGUGGUACCUAAGGGCAUAGUGGACUUGUUUAGGAGGAUGCAGAGGCAGAGUGAGAUGUUGGAGGCAGAGAGGCUCAGGAGUCGAGAGGAAAAUGGUGGUAUUGGUCAAUUUGGUCGUGGAAUCCUGAAGACCAUCUCCUCUGGUAUCAGCAAACCUCUCAGCCAGCUGAUGGCAGGCGCCCGGGACAUUGGUUCCCUGGACAAUGAUCGAGGGUUCGUCUCCAGCCUGGCCUCAGGAGUCACCAGCGUGGCUAACGUCGCCAAUUCACUUGUGGACUCCUUUAAGGAUAGGGUGCAGGCUAUUUACCCAGGAACUGUGUGGUGUGGAGACGGUCGCUCUGCCACAGCUCGCUCUAGUGACUUGGGCCUGUUCUUCUUCACCGACACCUGCUGUCGGCAGCACGACGCCUGCAAGCUGUACAUCAAGGCUGGAGAGACCAAAUAUGGUCUCACCAACACUGGACUGUUUACCAGGUAA
Messenger RNA from Spodoptera exigua (beet armyworm), 1631 nucleotides. The record is from the annotation of a GenBank genome assembly. Lineage: Eukaryota; Metazoa; Arthropoda; Insecta; Lepidoptera; Noctuidae.